Messenger RNA from Scomber scombrus (Atlantic mackerel), 2393 nucleotides. RefSeq names its product zinc finger protein 260-like. Gene Ontology annotation, biological process: regulation of transcription by RNA polymerase II. The transcript has 5 exons. NCBI's taxonomy places the organism in Eukaryota, Metazoa, Chordata, Actinopteri, Scombriformes, Scombridae. The record is from RefSeq and is a predicted model, not a curated record. The coding region runs from base 198 to 1868 and encodes 556 amino acids. Gene Ontology annotation, molecular function: RNA polymerase II cis-regulatory region sequence-specific DNA binding; DNA-binding transcription factor activity, RNA polymerase II-specific.
CCUUCCCAGGGCCGCUGGGGGUCCGCGGACCGCAGCUUCAGCGCUUCCUUCCUUCGGGGCCAUGUGACCGGAACCAGAAGGAGUUUAACCCGGAACCGCAGAGCUGGCAGCCGGUUCAUGUGAGAGUUUUUUUGGCUGUGAAGUUUCGGUUAGACGCGGAGCUCCGUUGAUGCUCCGGUAGUUCGGUAGCCGGUAGGAUGAGCUCCUCCGCGGCUCUGCACACACAGCUGGCUGCUGUCAUGGAGUCUCUGGUUCACGCUGCGGUGGCGGAGCUGCAGAAGCUGGUGGAGCCUCCGGUAACCGGACAGCAGCCUCCUCUAACCGGACAGCAGCCUCCUCUAACCGGACAGCAGCUCCCGGUAACCGGACAGCAGCCUCCGGUAACCGGACAGCAGCCUCCUCUAACCGGACAGCAGCCUCCGGUAACCGGACAGCAGCCUCCGGUAACCGGACAGCAGCCUCCUCUAACCGGACAGCAGCCUCCGGUAACCGGACAGCAGCCUCCGGUAACCGGACAGCAGCCUCCUCUAACCGGACAGCAGCCUCCGGUAACCGGACAGCAGCUGAUGGUGUGCUUUGCCUCCAUCAUGGAGACUCUGGGUAACGAGGCUUUGGGGAAGAUCAUGAACAUUGUGGACGAAGUCAAACUGUCUCAGCGAUGCGUUCAAAGACCUCAGACCAGCUUCCUGAGUAUCCUCAGCAAGGAGCGCGUUGAGGUCGAACACUCCUACGGACUCCGACCGCACAGCGACACGGACCGACCUGCUCAGGAGAAACCAGUGGAGGAAGCAGUGGAGACGCCGUUCGUCCUGGCGGUUACCGUCAAAGAUGAACACGGCAACAUCGACCUGGGAGCCAUCGCUGAGAGAGCUCGUGUGGAGUCCUCUGAGCCGGUGACCUUUGACCCCGAGCCUCCUGCCUACGUGCUGCAGAGCGUGACCUGGAAGUACUUCACGUGCACGUCGUGCGGGAAGUCGUUCCCGUCUCAGAGCAGCUUGAAGGUUCAUCAGCGCGUUCACACGGGAGAGAAACCGUUCAGCUGCAGCGACUGCGGCCGCGCCUUCCGGCAGCAUCAGAGUCUGCUGAGUCAUCAGCGCACGCACAGCGGCGAGCGCCCGUUCCCAUGCGCCGAAUGCGGCAAACGCUUCGCCAAGCGGGCGCAGCUGAAGACGCACGCGGUGGUUCACACGGGAGAGAAGCCGUACGGCUGCGAGCUGUGCGGCCGCCGCUUCAACCUGCUGCAGAACCUGCACCGACACAGCCACACGCACACCGGCAGGAAGGUGUUCGUGUGCGGCGUCUGCGGGAAAGGCUUCACGCGCUCCGUCACGCUGAAGACGCACGAGCUCAUCCACAGCGGCCAGAAGCCCUUCAAGUGUGAAGAGUGUCCCAAAACCUUCCGGCACGCCGUCAACCUGAAGAACCACCAGCGCAUCCACAGCGGCGCCCGGCCCUUCGGCUGCGACGUCUGCGGGAAGUCGUUCCGCCAGUCGGUCAACCUGAAGAUCCACCGCAGGAUCCACACCGGCGAGCGGCCGUUCAGCUGCGCCGAAUGCGGCAAAACGUUCAGCCAGCAGAGCAGCCUGAUGUCGCACGGACGCACGCAUUCCACGGAGCGGCCGUUCUCCUGCGACGCCUGCGACAAGACGUUCAACAACAGCAACAGCCUGAAGCUGCACCAGCGCGUUCACACCGGGGAGAAACCGUACGGCUGCGACGUCUGCGGGAAGACCUUCAGCCAGGGAAGCCACCUGCGCACGCACCGCAGGCACCUGCACGCCGGCGGCAAGCAGUACAUCUGUGACCGCUGCGGCAAGAGAUACGCAGACCAGCGCAACCUGAAGCUGCACAAAUGCAGCUACGCAUGAACAUCCACCAACCAACCAACCAACCAAUCAACCAACCAACCAAUCAACCAACCAACCAACCAAUCAAUCAAUCAAUCAAUCAACCAAUCAAUCAAUCAAUGAAUGAGACUGUCUCUUAAUAUGGACAGCAGCUGGGCGUCACACAGGAAGUGGACCUGUUUUAACCAAUCAGACGUGGAGCGCUCUGAUUGGAUGAUGACUGCAGCAAUGCUUUCUGGGAGUUGUAGUUUGUGACCUUUGACCUGCUGACAGCGCCGCAGCAGCAGGCUGUAAACUGACUACAAUCAAUAAUUAAAGAUCAAUAGCUGUCUCCAUGGAAACGUUGCGUCUGCCCACGGAGAUGCUGCGUUCUGAUUGGUUGGAGCCGUGCAUAUAAGUUCUGUUAAUUAUGCAUUUUUAUAAUUUUAUAGACGAUAUUUUUCAUGUUUGGAAAUAAUAAAAUCCAUGAAUGUGUGAUAUCUGUUUAAUGAGGUUUAUUUAAAUUUAAAGGGUUAAAAUGUGAAAAUAAACGUAUGAAUAACUUCA